CUGUCCCCGCCCUACUACUGACCGCCCCAAAGACUCCAUGGGCUGAGUCAGCCAAAUCCCAGCCCCUUCCCUUGGGCCUGCCGUGGUGCUGGACAUCAGUGACAGACGGAAGCAGCAGACCAUCGAGGCCACAGGAGGCCCGGGGCGCUCGGGAAGAUGAAGUUUGGCUGCCUCUCCUUCCGGCAGCCUUAUGCUGGCUUUGUCUUAAAUGGAGUCAAGACUGUGGAGACGCGCUGGCGUCCCCUGCUGAGCAGCCAGCGGAACUGUACCAUCGCCAUCCACAUUGCUCACAGGGACUGGGAAGGCGAUGCCUGGCGGGAGCUGCUGGUGGAGAGGUUCGGGAUGACUCCUGCUCAGAUUCAGGCCUUGCUCAGGGAAGGGGAAAAGUUUGGUCGAGGAGUGGUAGCGGGACUCGUUGACAUUGGGGAAACUUUGCAAUGCCCCGAAGACUUAACUCCUGAUGAGGUUGUGGAACUAGAAAAUCAAGCUGUACUGACCAACCUGAAGCAGAAGUACCUGACUGUGAUUUCAAACCCCAGGUGGUUACUGGAGCCCAUACCUAGGAAAGGAGGCAAGGAUGUAUUCCAGGCUCAUAGUUGGAAGAAACGUGCCUUGAGUCUCAGAUUUUGGAAUUUUGAGUUGAUGCUGAAAUGAGUUGAGACUUUUGGG
Messenger RNA from Symphalangus syndactylus (siamang), 669 nucleotides. RefSeq names its product endothelium and lymphocyte associated ASCH domain 2 (gene EOLA2). The record is from RefSeq and is a predicted model, not a curated record. Lineage: Eukaryota; Metazoa; Chordata; Mammalia; Primates; Hylobatidae.